GCGAGCUCGUGUCGGGCCGUAUGCCGACCGCUCCCACACACCGGCCUCCUCCUUAUCCUCUCCUCUCUUCCUCCUCUCUCUCCUACCUGUCCAUCUACAAUUCCUCUCCAUCGGGGUUCGGAUUCGCCCAUUGCCACUCCGCCGCGCAGCCUUCAUCAAGAUCUUCGUGGGAGAAUGCAACCAUUUCUGUUGCGGAUUUGUCCUUUUCUUGAAUGAUUGGAGUAAAAGGCUGCACAUGUAUUAAAAAGAAUUGUUGCACAAGCCAAAAGAAGAAUUGCAACAUAAAUUUGGAUUGUAAAUUAUCUGCUUUUCUCGAGGAAGUACGAGUCCUCUUUGUGAUUUUUGUGGGGAGCAAAGAUCUAUGGUCUACUGCAGGUCCGAUGCAGCAUCCUUAUGCUUAUCAUGUGAUCGCAAUGUCCAUUCUGCAAACGCACUUUCUCGGCGGCACUCGCGUACUCUUUUGUGUGACAGAUGCACCAUGCAACCUGCCACAGUCCGGUGCAACGAAGAAAAUGUUUCUCUUUGCCCAAACUGUGAUUGGAAUGGUUAUGGUGGUUCAUGCUCCACCUCAAAACAUAAAAGACAGACAAUAAAUUGCUACUUGGGUUGCCCAUCAGGUGCUGAUUUUUCUAGAAUUUGGUCCUUUAUUCAUGAGUUACCUCCUGUGGCAGAGUCCGAUUUUAAUCAGGGAUUUGGUUUGAUGACAAUAAAUGAGAACAGUGUCAGUAAUUGUUUGGGACCUUCAGAAGACAGCUGUAAGAUUGAUGAUGAGAGCUUAGGCAAGAUAAAAGAUCUGGAAGCAGUCAAUAAGUAUAAUUCCUGAAUCGGAUCAUCUUCAACUUCUGCACCUAAUGCUAUGCCUUGUACUACAGAUCAGCCAGCUGGUUCUUUUGAUCCAACUACACCUAAGCUACUUUAUCCUGGGAGUAAAGAUGUUGAAUUCUGCAAUGAUGAUUUCUAUUAUGAUCUUAACAUGGAUGAUGUUGACUUGACAUUUGAGAAUUACAAAGAUCAAUCAGGUUGUCUUUUUGAUGCUGAAAUUGAUAGUUUUAUCAAUACGACGGAAAAUUGUGCUACUAAUUCAAAAUGUCAGGGAGCAUUUGUUACUGAGGACAAAGCCAUGCAGACUACAUGUAGCAAUGCAGUUUCUGCUGAUUCUGCCAAGUCAAACCUUGGGAAAACUGAAGAUUCUAGCCUGUAUUUCCCAUUACGCCAAACUCGAUCCAGGCUAUCCCUUUGCUUUUCUGGUUUGACUGGUGAAAGCAGUGCUGGAGACUAUCAAGAUUGUGGAAUGUCAACAAUGUUACUUAUGGGUGAGCCUGCAUGGUACCCUGUGGGUCCUGAAAUCUCUUCGUUGCCUACAGCUAGACGGGAUUCUGCAGUAAUGCGUUACAAAGAAAAGAAGAAAAAGCGCAGGUCCUAAGUGACCAUAGGAGGUUUCGGGGAGGCUGACCUUUGCGGACAGAUACGCAAGGGUACCGCACGACUUAGGCAAAACCAGCUAAGUGCAUGACAGUUAACUUGUCUCUUAACUUCACCCAUUUCGGGUGCCAUAGCUGUUUGAAGUUUAUGUACCGAAACUAGGCUAAAUAAAAUUAUCAACCCACUAUAUCUACUCGUCAAUGUAUUCCAUAUUGUCACGUCCUUUGCUUCCAGUUUCUAAUCUCUUCACCAUUUAAAAGUUAAUGUCAUAUACAUAAUCCAUUUUAAGCACCUGAAAUUCCUAAUCCUAUAGGCAAGGUCUUCUUUGUUGACAAAAAUAUUAUCAAUUCAAUGCAUCUUUGGCAGCUGCAGGUCUAAAGUAAUGUUCUCGAGCAACUGCUGAAUUUUCAUCAAGGACAUUCUCCUAAAUCAUUUACUGAACCUUGGAGCUAUGAUGUAAAGAACAUAGAUUUAUGUGUAUAUUGCAAUUAGAUUGAGCACAAGUGAUUUUAAUUACUAAUGAUCAUAGUUCAUGGAUAUAUGACAAGAUUCUUAAAAAAAAAUCCGGUAUGCAUCUCGCAAGGCUAGGGCAGAUGUAAGAAAACGAAUAAAGGGACGGUUUGUUAAGGCUGGGGAAGCUUAUGAUUAUGAUCCACUCUCCUAGACAAGACGUUUUUGAGAGCAUUGCAUCUUCACAUCUUCUAGUAUGAGAUUAGCAUAAAUACUUUUUGUGAGCCAGGAGUAUAUAUUUGUUUCCUUCCUGUCAAAAGUGCAUGUCCAUCCACUGACAAUUAGAAAAGGAAAAGAAAGAUGACAAUUGGUUAAUGGUUGAGAAAUUCCUGAUUGGAAUUUGAAUUAGAAGCAUUCCUUCAGGGCUAAAGAUUGAAGGCAGUUUCUCAAAAGCAGUUUAGUAUUGUGCACUACCAGAUGGUUAUACUAGGCAUUUCUUCUUCAUUGUCCAGCUUGGUGAAUGGAGCAUAUGCCUGAUGAAGUUUGGAUCAUAUCCUUAUUUGAUAACCCACUCCUCUAGUUACUCUCCUAACUCCACCUAAUGAUCGGUUCUCACAUUCUGUGGCUUGUUGCAGUGCCCUGCUUCCAGGUUAGGUUUUUAAUUCAGAUAUUUAUACUAUAUACAUUUCCUUUUAUCUUGAAUUUGUAGAUCAUCCAUUUCGUUGUAGAUGAGGCAACACUUUGUAGCUUGUCGGCAUGUGAAAAACUAUGUAUGUAACAUGAGGCUUGAGGAGCUGUGAGCCUGGUUUUUGUGCCAUUGACUCUUGUGGAAUAGAACUGCUUUGUCACUUGUACAUAUCCAAUUAAAGCUAUUCUUUCAUACGGGCUAAUGUCUUGGAUGUUACGGUUCAAAUAUUAUUGAAAUAUUGUGUGGUUUAACUCA
Molecule: messenger RNA, 2815 nt
Organism: Musa acuminata AAA Group (dessert banana)
Lineage: Eukaryota; Viridiplantae; Streptophyta; Magnoliopsida; Zingiberales; Musaceae
Product: zinc finger protein CONSTANS-LIKE 9-like
Exons: 6
Coding region: 857-1423 (188 amino acids)
Source: RefSeq, a predicted model, not a curated record